This is a messenger RNA of Vitrella brassicaformis, 2039 nucleotides long. Lineage: Eukaryota; Vitrellaceae. The record is from the annotation of a GenBank genome assembly.
CCUAAUUGUUAACUUUAUUGGACCGUGUUGGAUGGAUGGACAUUGAUAAAAGAGCCAUGCAUCGAUCGCAUCGGUCGAUCUCGAUCAGUCAACCAACCAACACGAGUCAGUCUCUCAUCCAUCAACAGCACCUGCGUCUUACCCUGCUCUAUACAAGGAAUGUUUGUUCAAAUCAUCCCAGCACUACACUGACAGCUGGUCAAGGCAAAACAGCCGCUUGAAGGUCCCACUAGGAAAGCAGAUCGACUACCCGCCCCCCCGCCCUCACCCCACAGUACAAAACAAGGGCCAAGUCGCUUGACCAAAUACGGGGCAGAAAGUCAGAGAGGCGGCUCAGAUCGGCUGAGGUUUUGCUGCUGGCCGUGUGGGUGUUGCUGUGUGCCGGUGGUGGGUCCGCUGCUCUUGCUCAUGGCGUUGCUGAUGGCACUCAUGCCGGACGCAAUUCCUGAGCCAAUCUGCAGCGAUCAAAACAGGCACCCGAUCAAAUCACCCACCCUUGCGUGUCUGUGUGUAUGGAUGGAUGGAUGCACGGCUGUGUGUUUUGCGGGUAGGGUGGCAGGCAGGUCGCUGUGCUGGCCUCUCUGCCUGUCUGUCUGUCUGUCUUUCUACCAGUUGGGUGGCUGUCUUGGCUCCCUCUGUUACCCUGUCGGUGAUGUGAUAUUUCUGCUCGGCCUCCUUGGCCUUGUCUCCCACCCACUGGAAGCCCUUGCCCACCUUCUCACCGAUCUGCACACACAGACAGUCACACACACACGUGAGGAGGGACAGGUUCGUGACCAUGUGCACACAAACUGCUGCUGCUGCUCACAUGGUGUUUCUGCUCGAAGUCAACCGCCUUGUUGUAGGUGGCUUUGGCGGCCUCUGUCGUCUUUUCCGUGAUGUCUGAACCAACGAACGAAGACCACACACACACACACACACAUGUAUUGGGUCCGUCAAGCGGCCUGCCACAUCUCAAAAAUUGUCACGAUAUCUCUGAUUCAUCUCCUUGGUCUUGUCCACUGCACCUAGGGCCCCCUGACCCACACCACGCGCCACCUCCCCUGCCUGGUCAUCGAAAUGCACACACACGGCACACACGUGUGUGCACCUCAACCCACUCUCACGUGUGGUUUUCCGUUGUCGUUUCGGUCACCUUGUCGCCCCUGGUGGCGGCAUAGGCAGCUCCCGCGCCGCCGGCCACCAGCCCCAGAGGCCCCAACAGCAGGCCACCAGCCACGGCACCGAUGGCGCCUGCAGCGGCCAUUGUCUUGACACCGCCCGCCCGCUGUGCAGCACUCUCAGCCGAUGCAGCCAAGGCUGAUUGACAGUCACCAGACAUCACACACACAGCCAUUGUAAGUGGGAAGGUGGCACUUUGUUCUCUCUGCUCUCCUCUGGCCCUUUUUGGUACCGUACCCAUUGCGGCAUUGGAGUAUCGUAUCUGCGCGUUUCAGUGUCGAUUCAGGCGACCAAAAGACGGACGAGCGCGUAAUGUUUGGUAUGGUGUCAGUGUGGUUCCAUUCAUGUGUAUGUGAUGUGUACCUGCUGCUCGAGGGGCACCUGGUCGGCCGCGGCCGGUCUGGCGCCCCACCCUCCUGUGGCCUGCUGCUCCAAGUAGGUGACUCGGUUGAGUAUCUGCUGCUGGUGCUCCUUGAGAGCCUGGUAGUCGGAGCUCUCGGGCGACAGGGUGCGGGCGGCUUGCUCCAGCAUGUUGACGGCCUGUCGAUACUUCUGAACUCAAAGCAGGUAGACACUGCACACCACGUGCGGCACGUGUGGUGUGUGACCACUUCACUUGCCUCGAUGGCUGGGCGCAACUGGCCCUGCCUGUCGUGGUCCAUGGCUUGGCUGGUGACCUGGUCGCACUGGUUGAGCACCUGACAAGAGAAACACACAAAACACACGUGUGCUCGUUUCUUUCGUUUCUUUGGCCGACGCACCGAUGAGAGGUCCAUCUGGCAGCCCGGGCUUGUCGUUUUCAGAAAAAAGAGGAGACCGUCAGAGCUCUGGGAGAUUCCUGUUGCGUGUUGUUCGUUUGAUUCUGCGUGCAGGAAACU